This is a messenger RNA of Hemicordylus capensis (graceful crag lizard), 976 nucleotides long. RefSeq names its product nuclear receptor subfamily 0 group B member 2 (gene NR0B2). Gene Ontology annotation, cellular component: cytoplasm; nucleus. Gene Ontology annotation, molecular function: transcription corepressor activity; transcription factor binding. The record is from RefSeq and is a predicted model, not a curated record. The transcript is spliced from 3 exons. Gene Ontology annotation, biological process: negative regulation of transcription by RNA polymerase II; circadian rhythm. The coding region runs from base 117 to 950 and encodes 277 amino acids. NCBI's taxonomy places the organism in Eukaryota, Metazoa, Chordata, Lepidosauria, Squamata, Cordylidae.
GUGAGCCGGAGAAGCUUGGGAACCUGUAGGGAGGAGCAAGAAGGCCUAGUGGCACCGGGUGUGUGCAGGGAGGAAGCUCUUUCCAAGCAACGAGCUAAGAAAAAGUCAGCUCCAGCAUGGACAUGGAGUAUGAGAAGUGCCAGUGCCACGUCGAAGAGAACCAGAACGCCAUCCUCUAUACCCUCCUAAGCCAGAACUUGAGCCCCCACCCAGGUAGCCGCGGCCCUUCCCAGCAGCGCUGCCUGUGCCCCAAGCGCCGCACCGUCUGCCUCCAGACCCCUCAAGCCACCUGCCAAGCCGCCUCGGAUGUCCUGGUGAAGACCAUCAGCUUCAUGAAGAACCUGCCUGCCUUCCAGCUGCUGCCGCGGGAAGAUCAGCUCCUGCUGCUGGGCAGCUGCUGGGCUCCCCUCUUCCUGCUGGGCCUGGUCCAGGAGAUGGUGACUUUUGAAGUGAUCGAGACCCCAGCCCCCAGCAUGCUCAAAAGGAUACUGCUCGAUGGCCAAUGCAAGAGGCAGGAGCUGCAGAGGACGCAGCCCACCCUGGCCAGCGUACAGCGGCUUCAGUGUUGCUUGAACUCAUUCUGGAGCCUGGACCUCAGCCCUAAGGAGUAUGCCUAUCUGAAGGGUGCCAUCCUCUUCAAUCCUGAUGUUCCUGGUCUGAAGGCUUCCCCUUACAUUGAAGGCCUCCAGCGCGAAGCCCAGAGAGCACUCCAAGAAGUCAUGGCACUUCUCCACCUGAAGGACCAAGGCCGCUUUGCCCGAGUCCUGCUGAUUUCCUCUUCCUUGAGAUCCAUCCCACCUGCCCUCAUUACCGAUCUUUUCUUUCAUCCAGUCAUUGGCAACGCGGACAUUCUUGAGCUGCUUACAGAAAUGCUGAGAGUGUAUCGGAAGCUGCUUUAUGAAGUCCAUUUCCUUCAAGACAUGGAGCAAGACAUAACUGGAGCCUUCUAAUGUCUUUGUGUAAAUCUGCUUACUUU